GAACGGUUCAGUUGUAAUAUAGUAGAAACACGGUGAUAAGUAACGUGCUGCUGGUUGUGGUGUGGUAGUGUUGUCGCUUUCACGAGAGACGAUCUAGACGCGGUUGCUAGGCCUCAGUCACUAGAAAAUGGCUUUGAAUAAAGUUCGACUUGAGCUGCUCGGUAGGAAAGCGCAGGAUGUACGGAUUCUAUACAAUUUAUUUGCAAAGAGGACACAUUUCAACUACCAACCCGACGAGAAAUGUGAUAUUCCUGGUGAAAAGCAAAAGAUGAAUAUGUUUCAAGCCAUAAACAAUGCGAUGGAUAUUGCGUUGAAAACCGAUGAGACCGCAAUGGUGUUCGGAGAGGAUGUCGCCUUCGGUGGUGUAUUUCGUUGUUCAAUGGGCUUGCAGGCGAAAUACGGCAAAGAUCGUGUAUUUAACACGCCGCUUUGCGAGCAGGGCAUCGUCGGUUUCGGAAUUGGAGUUGCGAAUGUGGGCGCCACGGCAAUAGCGGAAAUUCAAUUUGCGGAUUACAUAUUUCCGGCAUUCGAUCAGCUGGUGAACGAGGCGGCGAAAUGUCGGUACCGAAGCGGAAAUCAAUUUAAUUGCGGUAGUCUGACAGUUCGAGCACCAUGCGGAGCAGUCGGACAUGGCGCGCUUUAUCACUCGCAAAGCCCUGAAGCUUAUUUUGCACAUACGCCUGGUAUGAAGGUUGUUGUACCUCGAGGACCUAUCAAAGCCAAGGGAUUAUUAUUAGCUUGCGUUCGGGAGCCGGAUCCUUGCCUUGUUCUCGAACCAAAAACGUUGUAUCGCGCUGCGGUGGAAGAGGUCCCGACCGGAGAUUACGUCCUGCCGUUGGGCAAAGCCGACAUCCUACGCGAAGGCACGCAGAUUACACUGGUCGGAUGGGGGACGCAGAUUUAUGUGCUCCUGGAGGUCGCCAAAAUGGCAAAGGAACAAUUUAAUAUUUCAUGUGAAGUUAUUGAUCUUGUGUCAAUUUUACCAUGGGAUAGGGAAACUAUUUGUCAGUCUGUGAAAAAGACCGGAAGAGUUUUAAUAGCUCAUGAAGCACCUUUGACAGGCGGAUUUGGUGCAGAACUUGCUGCAACAAUUCAGAAAGAUUGUUUCUUACACUUGGAAGCUCCAGUAAGCAGAGUGACAGGCUUUGACACGCCAUUUCCACAUGUCUUCGAACCCUUCUACCUCCCGGAUAAAUGGCGUUGUUUGCAGGGUGUCAAAGAUCUCAUAGAUUACUAAUACUAACCUUGCUCAAAUUGUAACUCGCCAUGUGUUUUUUUGCCAUUAUUUGUCAGAUACAUUUCUGCGAUCGUUAAACACGAACGCAUAAAAUAUUCAACUAAGUGCCAUCGCCCAAUUAUUGCUUUUAGGCGCAUCGUAAAAGAACAGGGAGGUAAGUGGUGCGCAAAUAAAGAUACUGUUCGUUAAUCAUUUCGGAGCUCGUAAAAAGAUCGUAUAUGUGCCACUUCCUUUUCUUGCCGUCCAGUGAGCAAGCCACAGAUGAAAUUUUCUUAGAUGAAAUAUACGUUACAAUGAUU
Messenger RNA from Dalotia coriaria, 1536 nucleotides. RefSeq names its product Branched chain keto acid dehydrogenase E1 subunit beta (gene BckdhB). The record is from RefSeq and is a predicted model, not a curated record. Gene Ontology annotation, molecular function: catalytic activity. Lineage: Eukaryota; Metazoa; Arthropoda; Insecta; Coleoptera; Staphylinidae. The transcript has 7 exons. Gene Ontology annotation, biological process: response to nutrient; branched-chain amino acid catabolic process. Bases 128 to 1237 code for a protein of 369 amino acids.